Tachysurus vachellii is the source of this 5704-nucleotide messenger RNA. RefSeq names its product homeobox containing 1 b (gene hmbox1b). Gene Ontology annotation, molecular function: double-stranded telomeric DNA binding. The record is from RefSeq and is a predicted model, not a curated record. Lineage: Eukaryota; Metazoa; Chordata; Actinopteri; Siluriformes; Bagridae. Gene Ontology annotation, biological process: positive regulation of DNA-templated transcription. Gene Ontology annotation, cellular component: nucleus. The transcript has 10 exons. The coding region runs from base 190 to 1557 and encodes 455 amino acids.
CAAAAGGCGAGACAGUCCGCCUCUCUGAUUGAACCCGAGUGAGCAGGGCCGGGGCAGGGCUGCAGAAAAAUAAUUACAGGACAUUCAAAUGUGAAAAAUAAACUGGAUUUGCUUGUCGUCAGCACUCGGUGAAGUUAUUAAUGGUCUGCUCUGCUGGGACGUUUGCAAUAUUCACACGUAGCCUAAAGGAUGUCCCAGUACACAGACGAGCCGCGCUUCACCAUCGAGCAGAUCGAUCUGCUUCAACGGCUGCGACGGAGCGGCAUGACCAAGCCCGAGAUAGUCCAUGCACUGGACACACUGGAGCGUCUUGACCGAGAGCAUGGAGACAAGUUUGGGCGUCGUGGCUCCGCCUCCUCCUCCUGUGGCCCUGCUCCAUCUGUAUCUGACCCCACCCCGUCACAUGGCACCAGUGAAAGUUCCACCUCCCACAUGGCCAUCGUUACUGCCACCACCUCCACGCAAACUCAGUUCCUCUCCCCGUCACCAAGCAACAGCUACGCCACCUCACCACCCGUCUCACUGGUUGCGGUGACGCAAAAUGGGACGGCCAAUGGGAAACUGUCUCCACCCCGUUAUCCAACAGGAAACGCGGCGGCGGCUGUGGCGGUGAGGCCGUACGGGUUUGAUGGGACAGAGGAAGAGAUGGACGUUGACGACAAGGUGGAGGAUCUAAUGAGGAGGGACAGCAGUUUGGUGAAAGAGGAGAUCAAGGCUUUUCUGGCUAAUCGGCGCAUCUCUCAGGCAGUGGUGGCUCAGGUCACAGGAAUCAGUCAGAGUCGGAUCUCUCACUGGCUCCUGCAGCAGGGAUCCGAUCUGAGUGAGCAGAAGAAGAGAGCGUUCUAUCGCUGGUACCAGCUGGAAAAGACUACUCCAGGUGCUACUUUGAACAUGCGUCCCGCCCCAUUGGCCCUGGAUGAAAUUGAGUGGCGUCAGACUCCGCCCCCAAUAAGUUCAGCCACGGGCAGCUUCCGCCUGCGCAGAGGCAGCCGCUUUACCUGGAGGAAAGAGUGUCUCGCCGUGAUGGAAAGCUACUUCAAUGACAACCAGUAUCCAGACGAAGCCAAAAGAGAGGAGAUUGCCAACGCCUGCAACGCUGUCAUACAAAAGCCAGGUAGACAAAGGAAAAAGCUGUCUGAUUUUGAGCGAGUGACAUCCUUGAAGGUCUACAACUGGUUUGCUAACCGUCGCAAAGAGAUCAAGAGGAGGGCCAACAUUGGGUCUUUUUUCCAAGAAGCCACAAUCCUGGAGAGUCAUGGAAUUGACGUGCAGAGCCCCGGUGGCCACUCCAACAGUGACGACAUCGAUGGCAAUGACUACACAGAGCAGGGUUGUGAUCUGCCCUACUUUGAGAAGAGACAGUUGGCCCGGCCGUUUGGCUUCUACAGGCUUGAGCCAACAUCGCCAACCCAGGACGACAGUACUAACCAUGCAGACCAUCAGGAUCCCAUCUCCCUCGCUGUGGAGAUGGCAGCUGUCAAUCACAGCAUCUUGGCCCUGUCUCGCCCAGGAGGCGUGGCCAGCGAUAUCAAAACAGAGGCGUUGGAUGACGACUGAGGAGUGCGUGCUGGAUGGCGUGUGUGUGUGUGUGUGUGUGUGUGUGUGUGUGUGUGUGCGCGUGUGCGGAGAAAUGGAAGUGUGCUGUUUUGUUUUUAGAGCUGAGGUUCUGCUGCCCAUGCUGCUCAGACGUGGGUCACUCUCUUCCUCUGCAUCCUCUCAUUACACUGUAUCUGAAAAUGGCCAUGUAGUCCAGGUUCUCUUCCUCAGCCUGGGACUGUGUUAAAACAAAUCAAAACAAAAAUGCGAAGGUCCUCGUGUUUUCUGGAAUCUUCCACAGUGUGGGGCCACCACCUCCGGUCCUUCCUUUAACCUGACCCCAACCUUUACCUCAUUCCACUCCAGGAGCGUGUUGUGCUUUUUGCGUUUUGUCCCUCAUGGGUGCUUCCUGGAAGUGGCGUCAUCUUUUCCGCCGACGUGCAGGAGCUUUUUUGCGGACAUUUCACGUCGGCGUGUACAUGUGGGAGUGUGUGAAGCUUUUUAGGUGAAACCGAAGUGUGCGCUGCACUGCUUCAUGGUUGUGUACCAGACUUCUGCAUUGACUGACAACUCUGUGUAUUUAGGCGCUUGAACACUUUUUAUUACCUUCUAAAUUUGGCUUAUUAUUAUAAUUAUUUUUAUUAUUUUAGAAUUUAUUUCAGUUCAUUGUUCAAACAGCAAUCGGUUUAUUACUUUUUUUUUUUUUUUUUUUUAAAAAAUAACGGGAAGAUUUGAACUGAAAUAUAAUCUAGCAAACGUGAAACUAAUAAGAUGUGGUUUUAUAUAUGCCAAAGGAUGGAAACUUAAGAGUCCCUUGGACUAUAAAGCAAUGAUCAGCUAAAAGCCUCUAAACACAAAAUUACUGUUUUUUCUGGACUACAAGGUGAAUAAGUUUUCAGUAGAGGGUUUCCCAAUAGUGUGCGUUCCUAGAUGAAAACUGACUGUUAUUUUUCCUUACACAUACAGAAUUCAUCACUGGUCUAUUGUGUUUUAUGAAAUGCUGAAAAAAUGAAAUUGUUAAUCGUCUGCUUCACUUCACAUGAAAACCGAUCGAGUUGAUUAGGUACCUCAGACUGUCACCCAAAGCUGGAGCCAUCAUGCGCUCCAAUGUGACCUCCAGUCCAGAAAAUACCGUAAAGGUGUUUCUAAUUUAAUUACUUAAUUGAUCAGCUUCACCCAAAGUGGAUUGGAGUAAAUCCUUUCUUUUUUUUUUUCUUUUUUUUUAGUAUUUAUUUUUACUUUUUUCUGUGUUCAUAUCCAGAGAUUUCUGAGUAAUAAGCUAAAUCUGUCAUGGCCUAAACAUGUAAGUUCUGUAAGUUCUUGUGCAAUGACUGCAGUAGAUCUGAUAUGAGAGAGAAGACUGAGUGCUCUUAUCUUAACCCUAAACCUCAUAAUCUGGCCAGUGCAUCAUGAUUUCUUGAUGCUGUUUGAUUUCGUAACGGUUUUGCAGUGUACAGAAAAGCUAAUAUGUUUCUGUUCUGCCACUUCAGGACUUCUGCUGUAGGCAUGUGCCGAUUAAUCAGAUUGACGGUCGGAUAAAACUCAACGUUUUAAACUAUUACAUAAGUAACUUUUUUCCCUUCUUCCUUAAGAACAGCAUUAUUCCAGUCCUUAUUGUGUCUGAGACCUUCUUUCUGAAGGAAAUCAAUGAUUCUGUUCCUGGGCCAAGAUUUCAUAUUCUGUUUAAAAUGCUCUUAUUGUCUUUCCUUUUAGACACAAUUUUAGUCUUUCCAUUACUGUAGUAGCUCAGUUGGUGUUUGUUAGGAGACCCCUUGAAGGGGUGAGGGAUUCAGUCAGCAUGGAUCUAGGCUUUAGGAGCAGAAUCAGCCCAGACAUCAUUGCAGUCUGUUGCAGUAUUAUUGUAGAGUUCACAAAAAAAAAAAAAAAAAAAAGAAAGUCGACAAAAUCUUUAUGCCAGAUCAAAUUGACAUAUUCAUUAUAAAUAAUAUUUUUAAAAAAAUCUAAUAUUUGACAAGGCUUAAUGCCAUUAAACUUGUAUGCAAAUGACUAAGAAUGAUAUUUCAUGUAAGGAUGUGCUUACUUUCCAAGGGCAAGUGUGUUCCUAGUUUAAAAUACCCUCAUUGUCAUUUCCUUCCUCAGCAAGUGGCUUUUAAUAUAAUGCUCUCUACCCACUUUUAACACUGAUAAUCGGGUACCUGAUGCUAACAUCCUCACAGAUACUGAGCAUCUCUCCGCAGGCUUCAUUUUGCAAAGCCUCAGAAUCAAGACAGCGGUGUGCAUUAAAAACGUAUGCCGGUUUUCAUCCUGUGUUCACAUUCACAAUUCCGAUUCAGUGUUUCAGGGCAGUAUUGACCUCAAUACUGAUGCUCCGUAUCGGAUCCAUACAUCACUAGCAGGCUGUCUCACACAAAAUCAGAAUCGGCACAUGCCUAGUCUGCUGUCGAAUAACGCAGGCUCGGUACACUUUCCAAUAUGUAGCUAUUUUACUCAAACAAAAAAUAUAUAUAUAUAGAAAAUAUAAACCUUGUUAUAUUCAGUAUGAUUUCCUGAUUUGUUUUUUUUUUUUCUCUUUCCCAGUGUAAAAAAAAAAAAAAAAGCUAUGUGAUAUUUAUGAAAUGCAGAAUUAACUAAUCAAGGGUUCUUCUAUGUCGUAUAUCUUUUUUUUUUUUUUUUUUUUUUUUUUUUAAAAAUAGCAGUCUUUCUGUGUGUCAAAUAUUUUCAAGCAUAUUUUGAAACAGAAAACAGAGCACCCCCUAUCGAAAGUAUAAGCAGUUCUUAAAGCCACAUGAGCUGUCAGGAUCCGUCAACUGAAGCAGUGUUGCUUGAGGAUGCUGUUGGAAAAAUUAUUCUUAUUUAUGCUUUUAGCAUUUUAACUGAGCAGUAAAGGCUCAGGAUUCAAAAACUAGCUCAACCUACUGCUUACUAGCAGGUCACCUUUUCCACUGCGCUACGCACAGGAGAGGUUUUUUUGUUACUGAAAUGUUUUCCCAGAAGCAGAAAAAAAAGUCUUUGUGAAAUGAGUUUUCCGAAAUCCUAGUUAGCAUGUUAUUCCUCCUCGCUUGCUUUAUAACUUCAAUAAAUACGCCAAUUUAAAAGUUAGCACUGAACGAUGGAAAGUAACAAGCUAACUGCUUUAGCAUGUGAUUUUUGCUGAUCUACCUUUUCUUUAAUAACUGAUCGAAUAAAUACCUUCAGUCCUUUUUUUUUGUAUUCGUAUCAGCAAGAUUAGUAAACAGAAUCAAAAUUUCUCUUGUUAACUAGAUACCAAUGACUAAAUGUCACUGAAUUCUUACACAUUGCUAAGCUUAGUCUUAGCUUUAUAUUCCCUCUGUAGCUAGCAAGAUCUUAACAACUGUGUGUUUUAUCUCUCGCUCCAUAGCAAUGCUUUGAAAGCUUUUAAACAGGGCAGGACUAGGCUAAGGUUAGCUAGCUAGUCUUUGAUUCAUUUUAUCUAGUUGGACUAAAGUGUUUCAGCUUAACCCAGUAUCUUAAAUAGAUACUUGGCCGACGUUGGCUAAAGCAAAUAGCACUGAUGUAACUAGUUUUGUUUCUUCUCUGAGAAAACAGUUUAGUAACUAAAAGCUACUGCUAACGGUGACUUGGCUCAUUGCUAUUGCAGUAUAACUCACAUGCACGUACUUGUGUGCUGAAAAACAGCACUUGUGAUGUUGCAACUUCACACACACAAACACUGUGCCAAACUGUAAUAUCAUAGUGACUGGGCUUUAUAAGCCAUAUAUAUGGAAGACAUAGUUCUCAGCUGCAACACACACUAGUAUUAUAUUCCGAUAUUUAGCCAAAACCCUGAGUCUUUAAGCGCAAGCCUUCUAUAAUAAAAAGAAUGAAAAAGGGGGGUGCUUUGUAUUCCAGUCUUCAGGGUUCACAUUCAUCUGUCCAUAAACAUCUCCUCUCCGUAUAGUUUAUAUUGACAGUUCAAUAACGAUGUAUCGUAAAGAAUACACUAUAAUAAAACUAUAAAUAAACUGUUAAAAGUAAAUGUAUUGAUUUUAAGUAAGUUGGAUCUCAAUCAUUCUGUCCCAUUUAAGACUUUAGUGCCUUUUUUGGACAGUAGACUGUUCUGUAAUUAAACUGUAGUAUAUAUUAGCAUUUUUUGUACAGUUUCUUUGUUUAAGAUGACUUUUUUUAAAACUUGUGUUUAUUUUAGUAUUGUAUCUACUAGAGAAUAAAGGUAUAUUGAUGAACACAA